AUGGCGAAAACAUCAAAAGCUACUAAAAAAUUUCAGAAUAAGCACUUGAAGCAUACCCUAGAACACAGGCGAGAGGUUCAAAAGCAGAACAAAAAGAUUGCUCAGCGCAAGGGUAAAAGCACUGGCUCUGAACCUGAACCUCCCAAAGUUAAGAAAACUGCUAGAGAGACUUUCGAUGACAUGUCCGUAGAGCAAUUCUUUGAGGGUGGAUUCGAGGUACCUAAGCCAAAGAGAGGUACUAAGAUUUCCACCGCAGAAGACGAUUCCGAAGAGGAAUCGGGCAGUGAAAAUGAGGAAGAGGACCAAUCUGAUGAAGGAAGUGCUGAAGAUGAUGGCGAGUCUUCUGAAGAAGAUGAUGACGAAAAAAUGGCACAGAAUAUGGAUGCUUUGAAGGAAAAUGACCCUGAGUUUUACAAAUACUUGAAGGAAAACGACAAACAAUUGCUUGACUUCGAGGCUGUCAAUCCACUUGAUGCUAUGAGUGAUGAUGAGAGUGAAGCCGAAGAUUCCGAAAAGGACGAAGGCCCUCUGUCUGAAUCUAAGAGAAGAUCCCGAACUGAUAUUACUAGAGAGCUUCUCAAAAAAUGUGACGAUCAAUUGAAGUCCAACCCAUCAACUCAAAGCAUUCAAAGAGUCGUCGCUGCUUUCAAAUCUGCCGUCAAUUUCGAUAAUUCAGAGGAACAAAACUCUAAAUUUACCAUGAAUGACCCUUCUGUUCUUACCGAUCUCAUGAUGCUCGGUUUACAAUCUGUUCCACGCGCGAUGCACAAAAUCUCUCCCUACAAAGUCAAUCUGAGAGGUAUCAGAUCUCUUAAUGAGAAGAAUGACAAAAACACCAACCUUGGCCGUAUCAUGAAGUCCCAAGCAGGUUCAUACUUGGCACUCUUGAGCGAGAUCAACAACACUGAAACCGCAGCUUUGGUUUUGUCUUCCUUACAAGAGGUUUUGCCAUAUUAUAUUUCUCAGAGAAAAAUUCUCAAGCAGCUCGUGGGUGCUGUAGUUGAAGUUUGGGCUAGCACGAGAGACGUUGACACCCAAGUUGCCACUUAUGCCUUCUUGAACAAUGCUGCCAGAGAAUACCCCAAGUCUGUCUUGGAUGUGGUUUUGCGUUCAUCAUACUCUGCAUUCUUAAAGUCUUGUCGUGUCACGAACCCUCACACUGUUGACCAGCUCAACUUUGCCAAAAACUCUGCUGCUGAGCUUUUCGGUAUUGAUGAACAAUUGUCCUACAGUAUCGGAUUUGACUUCGUACGUCAAUUGGCAGUUCAUUUGAGAAAUUCGUUGACCGGCACCAGUGGUGCUGCCAGCAAGGACGCUUACAAGUCUAUUUACAACUGGCAAUUUUGCCACUCCCUAGAUUUCUGGUCGAGAGUCUUGGCUAGACUUUGCAACCCAGAGAAGGAGUUAGUUGAUCACAAAUCCCACGAGUCUCCAUUGAGAUCCUUGAUCUACCCAUUGGUUCAAGUGACUUUGGGAACUAUCAGACUUAUUCCAACUGCGCAAUUCUUUCCUUUGAGAUUCUACUUGAUCCGUUCAUUGAUCAGAUUGUCUCAAGGAACAGAGGUUUUCAUUCCAAUUUUCCCACUCGUACUGGAGAUUCUUACUUCCACAGCCUUUACCAAGCCAGGAAAGCCAUCUAGCUUGCCUGCAAUCGACUUUGAUUAUCAAAUCAAGGUCAGUCUGCAAUACUUGGGCACCAAAGUCUACCAGGAUGGUUUGAGUGAACAACUCAUCGAGUUGUCUAGUGAGUACUUUGCUCUUUAUUCGAAGAACAUCGCAUUCCCAGAACUUGCUACCCCAGCCAUUUUAUCUCUUCGCAGAUUCAUGAAGAAAUCCAAGAAUGUUCGUUUCAACAAGCAGCUCCAACAAUUUGUUGAAAAGUUGAACGCCAACGCUUCUUUCAUAACUGUUAAAAGAUCUCGGGUUGACUAUGGUCCAGCAAACAAGACUGAAGCUGCCAAUUUCUUGAAGGAUGAAUCUUGGGAGUUUACUCCAUUGGGACAAUUCGUCGUUGUCCAGCGCAAGACUAGAGAGGAGAGACAAAAUCUUUUGAAACAGGCUCUUAAAGAUGAAGAAAAUGCCAAGAAGAAUGACGAUGAUGUUGAUAUGGAAGAUGCUGUAGAUGCCAUUGUCAGUGGUGACGAGGAUUCUAUGUCAGAGGAAGAGGAAGAGGAAUAG
Molecule: messenger RNA, 2178 nt
Organism: Australozyma saopauloensis
Lineage: Eukaryota; Fungi; Ascomycota; Pichiomycetes; Serinales; Metschnikowiaceae
Gene: NOC2
Product: mRNA-binding ribosome synthesis protein
Exons: 1
Coding region: 1-2178 (725 amino acids)
Biological process (GO): ribosomal large subunit biogenesis
Cellular component (GO): Noc1p-Noc2p complex; Noc2p-Noc3p complex; nucleoplasm
Source: RefSeq, a predicted model, not a curated record